CGAUGAGGUCCCGAGCCAUGUCUCUCUCUCUCCCUCUCUCCUUCCUCCCGUGUCCUGGCCGUAUUCAGUACCCAUGUUGCUUAGGUUUAAUUUAUCUCCUGUUGCUUAGGUUUAAUUUAUCUCUGUCUGUCUCCGUCCAUCUUUUGAUGUUUGUCUUUGGCUUUUGUGGUUUGUGCAGAGUUUCAAAGAUGGCAUCUCUUUUGUCUUGCUUUUGGUUUUGUUUUAUUGCUGUUGGCACCACUGGUCAGCAGUUGGGUUCCCUUCUAUUAUAGCAGUUCAAUGGCUGUUGGAGUUUUUCUUGUCAUUAUUAUCCUUCUUUUUCAGUUUCAUAUGCUGCUUCUGAAUUUAUGGAUGAAAUAUCUCAUUAGACUGCUGCUGAAAUUGGUUUAGGGGAUGAAAUUAUUACCAACUGGGAGGAAAAAUGUUUUCUACCUCACUCUAUAUGGAUCGGUGGUUUCUAUUUUUGUACUAGUUGGGAUUGUCGUUGCAGGAGCUGCCCUAGGGCAUUGGAUGGUGCGGAAAUUUGUUAUUUCAGAUGAUGGAAGCGUGGAUGUUGGCGUAGCUCAAUUUGUGAAAUGGGCCAUGCGCAUCAUUGCAGCCACAUUUAUCUUCCAGAGUACGCUUGAUACUCCUUUGGCAAUAGGGGCAUUGGCUUCUUGCUUGUCAAUCUGCUUUCUUGUCAUUUCCUUCAAGUGGAAUGGUCCAGAUUCUACCAUUACUUUUGGGAAUUCAAUUUAUUCUGCAAAUGGGAAUCCUUGGCGGAGUAGAGGACGAGCAAAUGUAAGACACAAUCGUGCUGAAUUUCUCAGCAGGUCAGGGAUGGUGGCUUCACGGGGAACACUGUGGAACAGCCCAAGGAGAUCUUCUGGUUGGUCUGACUCUCCUGUUAAAGGUAUGAUAUCUCCGACCAGUGGGAGGGUGACAAGAAAUCAACAGGAUUACUAUUCAACAUUCCAUAGGACAGCCAACAGAAAGAAGUUUUCAAAAAAAGAGUGGGAGAAUUUCACCCAGAAAUCAACCUGACAUGCUGUGGCUGAGUUGGCAUCGUCUCCAAAGUUCACUGAUUGGAUUAUUAAGCAUCCUAACAAGAUACAACUCCUUCCAGAUGAUAAUUCAGAUAACACAUUUGGAAGUGGCUCACUCCACAGAUGAGAAUCUUGUAGAAAGUGGCAAUCGAUUUAGUUUGUUCAAAUGGUAGCUGUGACCUUAGAGUAGGAAAUUAGUUACUUGUAGCAGUACAAUGAUAUGCUAGGAAUGGUGCUCAUUUAAUUUUUCUUCUUCUUUGUUUUAGGUUUAAUUUUAAUACAUUGUAUUAUGUCAUUAAGCAAUUGUGGCAAAUCUUUUGAAAUCCUCUAAUCAUGUAAUAGUGCGUGCUCUUUCUAUGCCUCUUCCUACCAAAUACUUCUAAUGGUUGGAUAAAAAGAGCAUUGUCAAGUGUUUUAACUGUCUCAUUCAGUUUUAACCACUUAUUCAGUCACCCAAAAAAAGGGCAACA
Messenger RNA from Camellia sinensis, 1495 nucleotides. The record is from RefSeq and is a predicted model, not a curated record. NCBI's taxonomy places the organism in Eukaryota, Viridiplantae, Streptophyta, Magnoliopsida, Ericales, Theaceae.